This is a messenger RNA of Peronospora farinosa, 1983 nucleotides long. The record is from the annotation of a GenBank genome assembly. Lineage: Eukaryota; Oomycota; Peronosporomycetes; Peronosporales; Peronosporaceae.
AUGACUGUAGAAUUAAAAGAGCUAGCACCGUUGCUGCUCAAGAAAGAACGUGCAAAUGGUGAGAUCAACCCGACAAUACUAACAAUUGUCUUGCGUAAUGGAAAAGAGGCCAAUGAUCGUCGCAAACAGCUCGUCCAAGUCAUUGAACGUCAUCCCGUGCUGUCGGACCGUAAUCUGAUGUUUCGUAAUCAUACGGAACGCUACGAGUUUGGACUAAAAAAGGCGUUUCACUUUAUCAAACUAUUACAAGAAGGCAAAUAUGACGAUCCAGAGGAUCAACAGAUUCUGUACAAGGCACUGGGAGAACAUCUUGGCUUUGAUGUGCAUCGAGCGAUGUUUAUUCCAACGCUGGAGAAUCAAGGAGACGAUGAACAACGAGCGAAAUGGCUACCAUUGGCUAAAAAAUACAAGAUUCUAGGAGCUUAUGCUCAGACGGAACUCGGUCAUGGGUCCAAUGUGCAGGGCAUUGAAACUGUCGCGACAUACGAUAAAGCCACUCAAGAGUUUAUUAUUGACUCGCCUACACUAACAAGUCGCAAGUGGUGGCCAGGAGGGUUGGGUAAGACGGCCAAUUAUGCAAUUGUGCAUGCAAGACUGUACCUGGAGGAAAAGGAUAUAGGUGUUCAAGCUUUCUUGGUGCAAAUCCGAUCAAUGGAUGAUCAUCAGCCACUGCCUGGAAUUGAAGUGGGGGAUAUUGGCCCUAAGGUCGGAUUUAAUGCCGUUGACAAUGGAUAUUGUGCAUUCCACAAGAUUCGCAUUCCUCGUGAAAAUAUGAUGAUGCGGUAUGCCAAAGUACUGCCAGAUGGGACUUUUGUUAAGCCUAAAAGUGACAAGUUAGUGUACUUGACUAUGGUUCGAGUUCGAGCUUACCUGAUUAAAUCUUUUGGGGUACAGAUGGGAGCAGCUACCACCAUCUGCACUCGCUUCAGUGCUGCGAGAAUUCAAGGACGCACUUCAGAUAAUAAGGGAGAGUUUCAAGUGCUGGACUACCAGAACCAGCAGCACAAACUUUUCCCGUUGAUUGCGAUUUCGUACGCUGCUCAUUUUGCAGGUGGUUCACUUGUGGAAAUGCACGACUCGACUAUAGAUGUGAUUACGAAGGGUGGAUCGGCAUUUGGCGUCAAGUUGGCAGAGCUUCACGCCGUGUCGUCCGGCCUCAAGGCCUGGCUUGCUGAAAAAGUAAGCAAUGGUGUCGAGACGUGCCGCCGUUUAUGCGGAGGUCACGGAUACACCCAGUCUAGCAACUUGGCAUACUUGUUCGCCGAGAUUGUCGGAGCCAACACGUACGAAGGAACUUUCGACGUGCUUGUACAACAGCAUGCGCGCUACCUAUUGAAGACGCUGUCAUUCCUUCCAGCAAACGUAAAAUCCGUUAAGUUUUUGAAUCAGGCAGAGCGCUACAGAGACCCUAAUUUACGCUGCAAAGCUCAAACUUACGAGGAUUUUGGAAGCUUUAAUCUGCUCCUUGAAGCGUUUCAGGUACGAGCUGCACGUAUCAUACUUGAGCUGGCCAGCCAGAUGAAGGCCACCAACAAUGACGGUAAUGCCUGCAUGAUGCUUAUGACUCGGGCAUCUACUGCCCACACUGAGCUGAUACUGCUCGAAGCGUUCAUCCACGGAGCAAUGAGCUUGCGCUCAGGUCCUGAGCAGCAGUCAGUAACGCAGCUGUGCUCGCUUUUCGGUGCGUGGUUGAUCACCAAGUCCAUCGGUGACUUUCGCCAGUAUGAUUACAUCUCUUCUAGCCAAGUCGGCCUCGUGCGCCAGCAGGUUGUAUGUCUACUGCCGAUUAUCCGCAAGAAUUGCGUGCUGCUCACAGAUGCCUGGGACUUCAGUGAUUUCGAGCUGAACUCCACAAUCGGGUGCUAUGACGGUGAUAUCUAUCGUGCCUUGGUGAAACGUGCUGCUGACGAGCCACUCAAUAAGACACAGGUUCCGGUGGGAUACGUGCAGUACUUGAAGCCGUUCAUUCAAUCUGACUUAUAG